Messenger RNA from Cololabis saira (Pacific saury), 6683 nucleotides. RefSeq names its product interferon-induced very large GTPase 1-like. The transcript is spliced from 10 exons. Gene Ontology annotation, molecular function: GTP binding. The record is from RefSeq and is a predicted model, not a curated record. The coding region runs from base 39 to 6050 and encodes 2003 amino acids. Lineage: Eukaryota; Metazoa; Chordata; Actinopteri; Beloniformes; Belonidae.
GUCAUAUCAGACAAGUGUAAUUUUCAAAACGGGGAUGGAUGAACAUCGAGGUGCAGUCUAAAGAUGUGACAAUGUUGCUCAAGGUGAAGUACCAGCAUACCAAGAAGUACAUCCAAUUAGAGUCAGGGUUCACAUAUUUGGAUUUCAUUGCUCAAGUCAAACGCAAGUUUGGACUUCCUGCUGCUACCGAACUUGAUGCUUUUGAUGAAACUAACACAGUAGUUGAGGAAGACAUCUUUUCUGAACUGAUAGAGACCAGUCCAGAUUUAUGCCUGAAAGUACGUGACAGAAUUCCUAAUGCAGACCAGACGGAGGAGGGUGCAGCUGACACCGAGAGUGAUCCUCAUGAUGUUCAACACUCAGAUAAAAACACAGAACAGGGGAUGGAAACCAAGUCCUCAUCAACUGCAAACAGUGACAAAGUCAUGCCUCCACUCACACUCGUGUUGAUCGGUGACACAAAGACGAUCAAGAUCGGACCAAGAAACCUCUUACUUGACCGUGACGAACAAACAAAUGUGGAACAGUUUUCAUCCAGACUGUACGACUUGUGUGGUCGACGUGUGUCUGUCAUCAACAUGCUUGGUCUUCGCAGUGUUGAUAAAAUCCCUUCAAUUCAAACAGUUCAUGCCUUCAUCUUGCUGUUACCGAAAGCCCUGCACAGACCCCAUUACAGUCUAGGAAUGCAGUGGUUAGAAAACGCUUUUGGGAAACAACACACAGCUAAUGUAAUCACAGUUGUGACUCAUCAGUCUGAUGAAAAGUGUGAACUUGCCCUUACUGACCUGAAAGUUGAUGACAGUUUUUCUGAAAAGAGAUUCCACACAUGUACAAGAACCAUGAUGGAUGAAAAAGAGAUAAUGGAGCUUUUGAAAAAAAUAGAUGUCAUGGUCUCUGAAAACAACCCACCGUACUACAGUAGACACAUGUCUGAGGAAACUGGAGACCAGAAGGAACAACUCGACCAUAAAUCCCUCAAAGAAGAAGCCAGGAGAGAUCAUCCUGCAGAUGGAAAGAUGGAGGCUGCAGCUGAAACCAAGAUAAGACUGAAGGAACGUGGUGAUGCUGAACACUCGGAGAAGAAGUCUGAGAUCAAGUCUGGUCCGUGGGAAACAAAGGAGAAAGGUACCUUGGAUGUGGGUCUGUGUGGAAAUGAGAAGAAGCAAUCAACAGACAUUUCUGGAGAAAACAAAAAGACGCAGAGAAAAGACUUUGAAGAAGUACUCAGCAGACUUCACCUUCUGGACAGAUAUCAACACAAGUUUUCACCAGCAGAUCUUGCUAAAAUAUGUCCAUCUGUGAAACAGAGCAAUGACACAUCUGAGAAAGAUCUGGCCCAAACUUUCCUUCAGAAGUUGAUGAUGUUAGAUUACAGAGCCAGAUACAUCCCUGUACGGAAAGACAGUUCUGAGGUGAACCAGUCCCAGUCUGUUCAGGUUUCUGACAGUGAUGACACAGAUGACAGUAACUUAGAUGCUAUUUUUAGCACCGUUGUCAGAGAUAAGUCAGAGCAGUCUCAUAUUCAUCCAAUGGAUGUUCAGAUGGCAGUAUUUCACUGUUCAGACAGCUUCCUUAAGCAGAACAUGAUCACAAAGUUGUCUCAGUGCCAGUACGCUCUACCUUUCCUUGUUCCUGACCCUGCUGAACCAGAUAUUGAGUGUCCUCUGUGGGCCUUCAGACAAAUAAAUAAAACAUGGAAGAUCAGAGAUGAUUCAAACACUGUCAUCAUGAAGAGCAUGCCAAUCUGCAAAGCCAACACUCCCAUGGUGACAUUUCUCCGUCUGGGUUCAUUGUCUCAGUCUAAAUCUCAGCUUAUGAACACGCUGAUCAAUGAAGGUCACAACACGUUCUUCCAUCGAAACUGUCCAGGCAGCACCAAAACUCGUCAUCUGAUGGACGGUGUAGCAGAGAUUGCUUGGUACUGUCCUGCUGGAAAACCGGAUGAUUCCUUCACAGACUGCAUUGCUUUCUGUAAUCUUCAUGGAGAUUCUCUAUCGAUUGACAAACAACGUGAAAUACUGAUCCAAAUGUCUUCAGUUAUUGUUGUUCUUGUGCCAACUCUGAAAAAAAACGAAAUUAGUGCAGUCAUAUUGACCCUUUCCAAGUCUGAAAAACCUCUUGUUGUCCUUGUUGCUGAUGAUGACUUUAAUGCAACUCAGAUGAAACCACAAAAAUACAAACUGGGCCUGAAAGACAGAAACCAGUCCGAUGUUUGUGAAGAGCUGAAACAGAUUAUUGGAAAGGUUUUGUCUGAAUCACGUACAUCCUUCCAGCUUGAAUCGAUAGCAAGGGUCUCCGGAGUCAAAGUGGAUGAAAAUGACCCAGUCUGCCAAAAAGGAAAAUCUGCUGCCAUGGAAAUAUCAAAGCUGACUCAGGGAAUGGAUGUUUCCAGGAUCAAAGAUGAUCUUCUUCCUUGUCAAGGCCAUCUUUGGCAUGAGUGGUCCAGAAUAAACAAAGAACUGUAUCACCUCAAAGGAAGCGCUGAGGAAGAAAAGAGUCAGAAGGAAAAUCGUCUGAAGAAGCUGCGGGAGGAACAACGUGCUGUUUCCUGUAGUAAACUGAUGGAGUCAAUCACUAAAAACCUCAUGAGUUUGCCAACACAAGUCAAAGCUUUUUACCUAAAAUGGACUCAGAUCCAAAUAGAUGCUCUUUCCACAGAUGAUCUCUCUUUCAUUCUCCAAAAAUAUGAUCAAAAGUGGUCCGAGGUCCUGGCUUUAAAAAACAAGCAUGACAAGUCAGCUCUGUUAAAGAAAAAGCAAACUGAGCUUGAAGAGUUGUCAAAAGACCUUCAAUCAGCAACGUUUGGUUUGGAGCACAUCUUCAGAGAGAUGGGACAGAUCUAUGAAGCUCACGAAUCUCAGGAGAAACAAACACGGAUGUCAAAGACUGAAUGGAAUAAAUACCCUGAACUGGCUGCAGAUCUGAUGAUAUCAGGACACCCGAUGGAGCUGAUGGAUGGAGAUGCAGGUCACGUGCCUUUAACGUGGAUCUCUAGUGUUUUACAGGAAGUCAUCAACAAACUGGGAGACCAGAGAGUUUUCGUCUUGUCAGUUUUGGGAGUACAAAGCAGUGGAAAGUCCACAAUGCUGAAUGCCAUGUUUGGGUUGCAGUUUGCAGUGAGUGCUGGCAGGUGCACCAGGGGCGCCUACAUGCAGCUGGUCAAACUGUCAGAGGAAAUCAAGGAAGACUUCAAGUUUGACUACAUUCUAGUUGUGGACACUGAAGGACUUCGUGCUCUUGAGCUGGAAGGUGACACCACUCUUAAACACGACAAUGAACUGGCAACGUUUGUUGUUGGUCUGGGAAACUUGACACUGAUCAACAUCUUUGGUGAGAAUCCAGCUGAGAUGCAAGAUGUCCUGCAGAUUGUUGUUCAGGCUUUCAUGAGGAUGAAGAAAGUGAACCUUUCUCCAAGUUGUGUGUUUGUUCACCAGAAUGUUACAAGUAUUGCAGCUGCAGAGAAAAACAUGGACGGAAGGAGACGGUUGCAGGAAAAACUGGACAAGAUGGCUCAACUAGCUGCCAAAGAGGAGGUGUGUGAUGCUGAGUGCUUCAAUGAUGUCAUUAAAUUUGAUAUUCAAAAAGAUGUGAAAUACUUUGCCCAGCUGUGGAAGGGAAGUCCACCAAUGGCUCCUGUAAAUCCAGAUUACAGUGAGAGUGUCCAAGAACUGAAGAACUUCAUCCUGUCCAAAGCUUCAGCAUCUGCUGGGAUCACUCUCUCACAUUUCAGAAACAAAGUCAAGGACCUGUGGACCGCCCUGAUGAACGAACACUUUGUGUUUAGUUUCAAAAAUGCACAAGAAAUUGCAGCGUACAGAAGACUUGAGGUCCAGUAUGGGAACUGGACCUGGGACCUGAGGACCGAGAUGCUCACCAUUGAGAAUCAGAUUUAUCCCAAAAUUGAAAAGGGACAAAUUGACAAGGUUGAACACAAUUAUCUUUCAAAAGAAAUGAGCAAAAGAUUUGGUGAAAUAACCAAAAACAUGGCUGUCUUCUUUGACAAUGAUGAACACAAAGAAAUCCUGGCUCAGUGGCGAGACCGAUUUAAAAUUAAAAUAAAGGAGUUUCAUGACGAGCAUGUGAGUGGAGUCAAAAGAAAACUGGAUGAAGUUAUCCAGCAGAAUGAAGCUCGGAAAAAUCUUGAUAAGAAGACGACAGAAUAUGAGAACAAGCUGCUGCAGAAGAGCAAAGAGCUCGCUCAGCGGUUGAAACACAAGGCAAAAGAUGAAAAAGAACUGAAACAACAGUUUGACUCAGUUUGGGGAGGCUGGGUAACUGAAUUUGCUAAAGGUACAAAACCCAUUGAGGACAUCAACUUGGAAGCAGAUCAGAAACAUGUUCUUCUGGAGCUUGGAUUUGAAUGGUCCCUCAUUGAUGAGUCAAAAAAGAAUGGGAGAUAUAAAAAGCUGUCAGAAGUUGGGAAUUACUGUAAUUAUAUAACCCACGCGAAAUCCCAUGAUUAUGAAAAUCAACAGUCGGAAGAUGAUAAAAGAACAACAGACAAAAAACAAAAAGCCAAGAAAUCCAAACAUGAGGAGACAAAAACCGAGGACACAAGCUACGGGAAAAAAAUUAAAGAGGCCUGGAAUUAUACCAAAGAAAAAUGGGAGGCGGUGCAAAAAGUCUUCACAACAGAACCAAAAGUAGGAUUUGAAGAACAGCAACUGAUCAGAUCCCUCAUUGAUGAUGUUGAACAGAAGACCCUGGAGUACAUUCAGAGUAAGCCUGUAGCAACUCAAGGCUAUAGUUCAGCUUAUCUGCAAAAAAUGGCCCACAAUGUUAAACAGGCAGUGACAGAAUUUAAUGCAGAGAAGAAAUUUCAACUCAAGAAGGAGUUUACAGUGGAUCUGUCUCUUUAUGUAUUUGACCAGGCAGAAAGCUGCAUUUUAAAAUCUCACAAGACAUACAUAGAAAAAAACGAUGCUCUGACCUAUUUGGACAGCAAGAAAAAGGGAUAUUACAACAUUUUCAGGAGUUACUGCAGAGGAAACUCAUCCGCUGUGGUGUUUGCAGAAAUGAUCUGUGAAAGACUGAAGGUUUCUGCUGUUGAGGCCGUCUGUAACACGACUGCCAUCCAUCUUGCUGGAGAUAUGAGAUCUAACUUCCCAGCAUUCAAUGAAAACAGACUGGCCCUGGAGAAAUAUGUGUUGAAGUCACUAGCAGAGAAAGAAGACUUCAGUAAGUUCAUCACCUACAUCACAAAUCCAAGGAAACAAGUGGAGGAUUUCAUAAAACAAGAAGUAAAGAAAUACAUCUUCACAGAGCACAAAGAUAACUCCCUGAAAAAACUCCAGAAGAAUGUGGAUGACAUUGAUAAACUUGUCAGUCAAGCUUUAUUUCAAGGAACAGAGCAAGUCAAGACCAAGAAAGGAGAUGUAGAAAUGUGGGUGGAGGAAUUUUCCAGAUUACUGGACAAUAAACUGACACUUGAUACCAUCAGUUGUGAAAACUUCAGUGACAUCAACGAUUUUGACUUUCUUAAAGAAGAGACCGAGAAAGCUCUUAAAUCCAUCAUCAAGGAGAUGAAGCACCUCUCUCUGGAGAAAGUGACAGAGUUCAGACAGAAACCUGAUGAAAUCCUCAUUGAACAGCUGUGUAACUGCUGCUGGGAACGUUGUCCCUUCUGUGCAGCUGUUUGCACCGCCACAGUCGCAGACCACAUUAAGGACAAAGAAAAGGACAAACACAGUGCACCUUUUCAUCGACCUAGGGGGGUUGACGGUGGGUCCUUCAGAGGCACAGUGGAUCUGGUCAUUGAUUUCUGCACCACAUUAGUUGUGAGUGACCAAAGUUUCUACCCCAGACAUGAUUCAGAUGAGACUGUUCCUUAUAAACAGUUUCAAACUGCAGGGGAGAGGUUUGCAUCAUGGAGGAUUACUGCUGAUGAAUCCAAGCUGACAUACUGGAAAUGGUUUGUGUGUCACUUUCAGAAGAACCUGGAAGACCGCUAUAAGAUGAAAUUCCAGGGUGAAGGAGAAAUUCCUGGUGAAUGGAGAAACUGCAGUAAAGAGGAAGCUAUUGAAAGUCUUGAUGAAAUGUUCAGGUUGUGAGGAAACUGCAUGUGUGAUUAAAAAAAAGAAGAAAAAGGAUCUAAUACAUGUCUUUCACUUUUAAACUUCUUAGAUUUGUCUGCUUAGUCUGAACAAACACAAAUACUAAAGAAACGUCUCCAAAGAAAAGAGCAGUUAAUUACUUACAGGAAAAUUAAUGUUGGCCAUGACUUUUUAUUUCUUUAUUCUGUUCUCUUUUAGCUUUAUUUCAACAUGAAAAUGUGAUCAAGCAUGGCAUUUAGAUUGUAGCUUUGUUGGGGUGUGAAAUAAAUAAUGAAUAGUUCAGAAUACUGAGAAAAUGUUGAAAAUGUCUCUGCUAAAAUAACUGUCAGAUUUUACGUCAUGUUUCUAGUUGCAUCUGUCUGAUUACAUGACUUCAGAAAAGAUCACAUUAAUUAGAAAUUGUGUUUUUCAUCAGCUUAAUUAAAGAAACCUGUGAUUGAGCUGCACCAAGCUUUUUUGAUGUUCAUACAGUUUCCAUGUUUCCAGUUUGUAUUUUUGUUUUUAAACAACUUUUCCAAUUAACUGAGUUUUAACAUUUGGUUCUUAAAAAUUGAUUCAUGUUCUCAAGUUAUUGUUAUAUUCAGUUGUCCAGUUCUUCGUUUAAAUAUGCAUGUUUCCUUUGUCUUAUUA